Molecule: messenger RNA, 855 nt
Organism: Talaromyces atroroseus
Lineage: Eukaryota; Fungi; Ascomycota; Eurotiomycetes; Eurotiales; Trichocomaceae
Exons: 1
Coding region: 1-855 (284 amino acids)
Biological process (GO): proton transmembrane transport
Cellular component (GO): plasma membrane
Molecular function (GO): voltage-gated proton channel activity
Source: RefSeq, a predicted model, not a curated record
AUGGCCUCCGCUGUUGAUGAUGCGUCCCAACCUCUGCUCGGUCACCAAAAUACAGAUCUGGAACGCCAGGAGAGUUUCAACAGCAGCCAUUACAAUACCAACAAAAACACCGUCUUUACGUCAAUCGCUCAUGGCAGUAGUUUUAUAGGAAAUUUGGCGUCCUGGUCCAGGAAGGGCGCCCGCGGACUCGGCAUCAGCAGCAGCAGCGAUCCUCAACAACGCUAUUACCACGAGUACCCAGAUAAUAUCCCACACGACACGCAUUCGGACUCUAUCUUCUCUGGCAUCAGGGCUAGAACCAGAUCAUUCCUCUCGUCUAAAUGGGGCCAUUACAUUGUCCUGUUCAUGGUCGCUGUAGACGUGGCCUGCAUCUUUUCCGAUUUCUUGAUUGAGCUACGAGUCUGCGAACUACGAGAACGACAUCAGACUAUCGAUCGUCGAUGGGGCUUGGCACAAGAAGCACUGGGAUUGGUCGGAUUGAUUUUCUCAUGUCUGUUCAUGCUCGAGUUGAUUGCCUCCGUGCUGAGUUUCGGGCUGGGUUAUUUCCGCUCCAAGUUUCACACUUUCGAUGCUCUGGUUAUCGUGCUGGCUUUCAUCCUUGAUGUUGCUCUGAGGGGUGUUGUGGAGGAAAUAGGCUCGCUCGUCGUGGUCUUGCGGUUGUGGCGCGUCUUCAAGAUUAUUGAAGAGAUGGGUGAUAUCAGCGCUGAGAUGAUGGAAAAGUAUGAGGAGGAAUUAGAGGCCGUGAAGCUCGAGAAUUCUAAAUUGAAAAGGGAGUUGAAAGGGUACGGAUGGAAUGACGAAGAAGAUGAUGUUGACGGCAACGCAGCCGGCGAUGAGGAAGACAAUAACGAAUGA